Messenger RNA from Oryza sativa Japonica Group (Japanese rice), 2086 nucleotides. The record is from RefSeq and is a predicted model, not a curated record. Lineage: Eukaryota; Viridiplantae; Streptophyta; Magnoliopsida; Poales; Poaceae.
CUCCUCAGCGCUCUCCUCUCCAUUUUUUUCCUCCUAUCGAUUUUGCAAUUUAGCCCCUAGGGAGGCAGGGAAUCCGGCUCCGGUCCCUGUGCCGCUCCCCCCGGCUCUCCUUGCCUCCCUUGCUCCUCCGAUCGAGGCUGAAGCGGCUUCAGGAUAUACAUUUUUGUGGGAAUGGGGAAUUCUUGCCAAAAUGGAACCUAUGGGAACAAUUACCAGAACAGCAACCGGUUUCAGAAUGACCGUUUUGCUUCUCGGUACGUUGAUGGGAAUGAUACUGAGGAUUGCUACUCGGGCUCGUCAAGGGCCAGCUUAGCGGGUGCUCUGCGGCAAGGGCUGAACCUAAAGUCCCCUGUCCUUGGAUACAAGACUCCAAAUGUAAGGGAGCUCUAUACUCUUGGCCGGGAGCUUGGACAGGGACAGUUCGGGAAAACAUACCUCUGCACUGAGAUUAGCACAGGGUGUCAAUAUGCAUGCAAGACUAUCUUAAAGAGUAAUCUCCGAUGUGUGUCAGAUAUCGAGGACGUGCGCCGUGAAAUCCAGAUAAUGCACCAUCUUUCGGGCCAGAAGAAUAUAGUGACAAUCAAGGACACAUAUGAGGAUGAGCAGGCCGUGCACAUCGUCAUGGAGCUCUGUGCAGGUGGUGAGCUCUUCAGCAAGAUUCAGAAGCGAGGUCAUUACAGUGAACGGAAGGCUGCAGAGCUUAUAAAAAUUAUAGUUGGCAUCAUAGAAACAUGCCAUUCACAUGGAGUGAUGCACCGGGAUCUCAAGCCAGAAAAUUUCCUCUUACUGGACGCAGACGAUGAAUUCUCGGUUAAAGCAAUUGACUUUGGUCUAUCUGUGUUCUUCAGACCAGGUCAGGUUUUCAGAGAGGUAGUGGGAAGUCCAUAUUAUAUUGCUCCAGAGGUAUUGGAGAAGCGUUAUGGACCAGAGGCUGAUAUAUGGACUGCUGGAGUGAUUCUCUAUGUAUUGCUGACUGGUGUUCCUCCAUUUUGGGCAGAUACACAAAGCGGGAUAUAUGAAAAAGUACUGGAUGGACGUAUUGAUUUUAAAUCAAACCGGUGGCCCAGGAUAUCUGACAGUGCAAAGGAUCUUAUAAAAAAGAUGCUCUGCCCUUAUCCAUCAGAGCGUUUGAAAGCCCAUGAAGUGCUAAAGCAUCCAUGGAUAUGUGAUAAUGGAGUGGCUACUAAUCGAGCUCUGGAUCCAAGUGUACUUCCUCGUCUCAAGCAAUUUUCUGCAAUGAAUAGGUUAAAGAAAUUGUCUCUCCAGAUUAUUGCUGAGCGUCUUUCAGAAGAGGAGAUUGUUGGGUUAAGAGAAAUGUUCAAGGCUAUGGACACCAAAAACAGAAGUGUGGUUACAUUUGGUGAGCUUAAGGGACUGAAAAGAUACAGCUCAGUGUUCAAGGAUACUGAAAUUAACGACUUAAUGGAAGCAGCUGAUGACACCACCUCCACCAUCAACUGGGAAGAGUUUAUUGCUGCAGCAGUGUCUCUUAAUAAAAUAGAACGUGAGAAACACUUGAUGGCAGCCUUUACAUACUUUGACAAAGAUGGAAGUGGUUUUAUCACAGUUGACAAGCUUCAAAAGGCUUGCAUGGAACGUAACAUGGAAGAUACUUUCCUUGAAGAGAUGAUUCUGGAGGUUGAUCAAAACAAUGAUGGUCAAAUCGAUUAUGCUGAAUUUGUCACAAUGAUGCAAAGCAACAACUUUGGACUUGGGUGGCAAACGGUGGAAAGCAGCCUGAAUGUAGCCCUGAGGGAGGCACCCCAAGUAUACUGAACUCCUGUCGCCUGGCACCCCCAAGAAUUCAGUUUGUUCUCCUGAGCCUUUCAUCUGUUUAUCACAACACAUAGUUGUGGAUUUGAGAGAAGAGAGCCAAGACUAGAUGGUUUAUCAGUAAUCACCCUAUAGCAGUGGUGGAAGAAGACUCUCUUAGUACCUAAUAGCAUAUAAAUGUGUGGUCUAAAGACAUCGUAUAUGUAUGAACCUCAUAAGUUCGUUCGUUCGUUCGUUUGGUUGGUUGGUUUGCUACCCUGCUAUCUAAUAAUAAUAUCAAUAAUACCCGAAGAACCCCUCUUGGUUCUGCAUA